GUGCAAAUAGCCAGUUGGUAUCACUGCCCCCCUAUUCAGUCUGAUGGUUCUGCCCAAUAACAGCCUCUAUUGCUGCAGUGAAAUGACAAUAAUAUAUAUUUCUCUAGAUUGUGGGACAGGCCUGACUGUACAUCUGUACAUUCUGUCGGAAUUAAGUGUUUAUCUCCCUUUUUCUGGUUCCUCAGGCCAAGCACAGAGACAUUUCAUCACAGCCUUCAUGGAAGGUUAUAGUAAUCCAACCCUCCAGCUGUAUCUGGUCACUUAUGGAGAAGCCGCCACGGUCACUGUCACUGUAUCAGCCCCAAGUUUCCACCAAUCCGUGUCAGUUGGGAGAAACAGCACAGCCCUAGUGAGCCUGGACUCACAGUACAUGAUUACUGGCACUCAGAUCUCUUCCAAGGUUGUGUCGGUAACAUCUGAUGCCGAUAUAUCUCUAAUCGCUUUCCACACAGCCGCUAGCACUGCAGAUGCAAUGGCCGUUCUUCCAGUAGAAGACCUAGAUACUGAGUAUUUUAUUUUUACCUCAGGUUCAGGGCAACCAAAUCAGUUCGCAGUGGCCAAUGGUAUAUACCCCACUGUUCUAGUGACUGUCACAGUCUCAGGAUCCAUCACAUACAAUGGGGUACAGUAUGGGCACGGCUCGGCUUUCUCAUUCAGCCUUGGGUACCAGCAGGUCAUUCAGCUACAAAGUCCCACUGACAUAACAGGCACGAGAGUGGUGGCCACGUCCCCAGUGGCAGUGUUCAGUGGUAACAAGUGUUUUACUGGUAUUAACACUGCCUGUGAUGUCCUGCUUGAGCAGAUGCACCCUGUAAGGAAUUGGGGGACAUUCUUUCCUGUGUUCCCAUUGGCCACUCAUACCAACGAUAUCAUUGAUGUGAUGGCAGCAAAUCCAGAUACAAUAGUCAUUGUUGUAACUUCCCAACAAAGCACCCAGUACCACCUACAGCCGGGAUCCCACGAGCGACUUACCUUAGACAGCGCAGCUCUGGUGCACUCCUCAGAACCUGUCAUGAUUUCAUACCUCUUCCAAGAUCGGAAAAAUGGCCAAUACGACCCUUUUGUCACUUCUGUUCCACCAGAUCCAAAUACGAGGAAAUAUUACAAAUUUGUUACACAGUCUUUCUAUUAUAACUUCCUAUUGGUUGUAUCCCAGGCAGCUUCUCCCUCUGAGUUCUACUUGGACCAUCAGCCACUUAGUAGCUUUCCCUUAAACCAUAUGGAGAUAAAUGGAUUCAGAGCCUGGGAAGCCUCUCUGGGGAAAAUCGAUGGACAACAUGAAAUAUAUCAUAGUUCUUCUCCAUUCACUAUCUAUGUUUAUGGGCUAGAGUAUAUUGUUUCAUAUGGAUAUUCAAUGGGCCAAGAAACAACAUAUCCAGGUCCAUCUAUAACAAGUCCUACAGAAGAGCCGAAGAGAUCAACAAGUCCUACAGAAGAGCCGGAGAGAUCAACAAGUCCUACAGAAGAGCCGGAGAGAUCAACAAGUCCUACAGAAGAGCCGGAGAUAUUAACAAAUCCUACAGAAGAGCCGGAGAGAUCAACAAGUCCUACAGAAGAGCCGGAGAGAUCAACAAGUCCUACAGAAGAGCCGGAGAGAUCAACAAGUCCUACAGAAGAGCCGGAGAGAUCAACAAGUCCUACAGAAGAGCCGGAGAGUCCCCAAGAGUUACACUGUUUCUCUGGUGGAGCCGAGUUCCACCUUCCUCUCAGAUUAGUGUCUGAAGCCAAAUUAAAUGUGUCGGAUGUCCAUCUCCAAGACCCCCAUUGCCUGGGGCUGCAAGAGGGGAACACAAUCAUCAUUAACAUCCCAUUCAACAGAUGUGGGUCCAACGUUCAUAUUAAGGAUGGAAAGACAGUCUAUACAAACACCAUCUAUGGAACAGUCCCAGGGACCAGUAUCCACCGCAUUGAAGUCCCAGUGAAGUGUGAAAUGGACAUGAACGAGACCCUGGGUUUGAGCUUUCACCCCAAAGUUACUGAUGUGGUUUCCCAAAGUCACUAUAAUGUGUCAAUGAGAUUCUACCAGACUGACGAGUUCACCGACCUGGUUACAACGUUCCCCCAUGAGGUUGAUCUCCAUGGCAGUCUCCAUUUGCAGCUGAAAGUAGAGUCCGAUGAUACCAACCUACAGAUACUGGUGGAACAGUGUAAGGCUUCCCCUUCAUUAGAGGAGAGAGAGAAGGGUUACAGCAUCAUCCAGCAUGGGUGCCCCCUGGACUCAACCCUACAGAACCACCCGGUGCCGGAUCAGAGGAUGAAACAAUACAGUUUCCAUGUAUUUAAAUUCAAUCCAUUCCAGGAGGUCUAUCUGUUCUGCAACGUUAUCAUCUGCGACAAUCAGACUGCCCCAAACCGCUGCACCCAAGGCUGUAUCACCCGCAGAUACCGACGCGAUGUCUCCAAUGCAAAGCUGGGCUCUGCCCAAUUAUCCCAGGGGCCCAUUGUGCUUAAAUCUGGGGCCCAACUCCCUAACAGCCAGGCUGGGGGCUCAGUCCCUUCGAUGGUGUUGGUGGCCGUGAUCAUGGCUAUGGCCUUCCUCUCAGCGAUGGGGCUGAUGAUUCAGAGGCGUUACUACAGGAGGCCAGGAGACUCCCAGCCACUAAUAAGCAGCUACUGAGUCACAUGGACAAGAUAUCAGCCAAUGAAAGAC
Xenopus tropicalis (tropical clawed frog) is the source of this 2650-nucleotide messenger RNA. RefSeq lists its product as uncharacterized. The transcript is spliced from 6 exons. Lineage: Eukaryota; Metazoa; Chordata; Amphibia; Anura; Pipidae. The coding region runs from base 44 to 2617 and encodes 857 amino acids. The record is from RefSeq and is a predicted model, not a curated record.